This is a messenger RNA of Drosophila ananassae, 3009 nucleotides long. Its product is annotated as succinate dehydrogenase iron-sulfur subunit-like. The record is from RefSeq and is a predicted model, not a curated record. The transcript has a single exon. NCBI's taxonomy places the organism in Eukaryota, Metazoa, Arthropoda, Insecta, Diptera, Drosophilidae. Bases 1079 to 1630 code for a protein of 183 amino acids. Gene Ontology annotation, molecular function: electron transfer activity; 2 iron, 2 sulfur cluster binding. Gene Ontology annotation, biological process: tricarboxylic acid cycle; respiratory electron transport chain; aerobic respiration.
AGUUUUUGAAACCUUUAAAUAACCAAGUAACGUUAAAUAAUAUAAAACAAAACCCACUUUUGAAAAAUAUGACUAUAUUAAAACAACCACGUUUAUCAAUUGCCCCAGUUUCGGAAAUUGAAUGGAAUGAAAUAAUAAGGAUGAGUGAUGUGUAAUACCUGUCAUUUCAGUUCCUAAAUGAUGUCAUCUCAGCACACAACGCACAGCUGUAUGAAUAUUUGUCUCGAAGGCAGUGCAUUAAACGUUAUAGCCGAUUUUGCAUCAAACACAAAGGUGUCAUUCCAGUGCUUGACACUGGAAUCCAGCCUUAAUGCAACCACAUUAAAGCCGUUGUGUUUUAAUAUAAGAUUAGCUACUUUUAUAUUCACUAACUUGAUGUCUAAUCAAAAUUCCUGGAUCCCAGUGCCUAGACACUGGGAUGACAUCCUUCUAGUGUACAAUAUUCGUACAGUUGUGUACAUGACACAAGGGUCUAUAACUCUUCUUUUUUGGAUUCCAGUGUCAGCUAUUUGCAUGACACCCUUACUGAUGUGUCACUCAUGUUAGAAGUAAAUAUUCUUGACAAGAAAUGGUGCAGCAUUAUAGAAAAUCCUAAAAAUUUUGUAUUAGGUGUCAUCAAUGCUUCUCUAAAAGAAUUAAAAAUAGACCACUAUAAACCAAAUAUAUCAAUAGCUCUGGCUGAUGAUGACUUGCUACAUCAACUUAAUUUAAAAUUUAGAGAAAUGGAUAAGCCAACUAACGUACUAUCAUUUCCGUAUGAACAAUUGUCUAAUGAGUGCGAUUUAGGAGACAUAGCAAUUUCAAUAGACACAAUAAAAAGAGAAUCGCAUGAGUAUUAUAUACCCAUUCUUGCUCACAUUGCACACAUGUUAGUGCAUGGAUUACUGCAUUUACUUGGUUAUGAUCACCAAAAAAAAGAUGAAGAAAUUAUAAUGAAAAAUCUAGAAAGAGAGAUUUUAGCUUCGCUUGGCUACAAUAUGUGUGCGAUUUAAAAGGAAUUUAAUAAAAAUAUAGUAGAUGAUAAUAAAAUAUGUUAUCUACAAAGGGUUUUAGCUAUAAACAAUAAAAGGUAAGUGAUAUGGUUCAGUUUUCUUUGCCAAAGAAUUCUAAAAUUAAUCAAAAGGGCAAAAUUUAUCCUAUUCCUGCUAGAGCAAAAAACAUCAGAAGAUUUCAAAUUUACCGUUGGUCUGCUGAUGACGAGAAAAACCCUAGAAUAGACACAUUUUUUAUUGAUAUGGAUAGUUGUGGCCCUAUGGUACUUGAUGCAUUAAUAAAAAUAAAGGAUGAAAUAGAUUCGACUUUAACUUUCAGACGUUCUUGUAGAGAAGGCAUAUGUGGAUCUUGUGCCAUGAAUAUUGACGGAACCAAUACUCUUGCAUGUACUAGAUCUAUACAUGAUAUAAAAGGUGACGUAAAAAUAUAUCCAUUACCUCACAUGUAUGUAAUAAAGGACCUAGUCUCGGAUUUGAGCCAAUUUUAUGAGCAAUACAAAUCAAUUAAACCUUGGUUACAAGCAGAUAAGCCUGCCCUACCAAAUAAAGAAUACUCUCAAUCUUCUGAAGAUAGAAAAAAAUUAGAUGGCUUGUCCGACUGUAUAUUAUGUGCUUGCUGUUCGACUGGUUUCACAUAAAGGAAGAAUAUGACAUAGAUAUUGAAAUUGUUAAAAGGCCUCCAUGUAGAUUUUGGGUGCACAAAGAUACGCCACCUGAGCUACUACCAACAAGAGAACAAGGGUUUAAAGUACAGCCAAGAAGAUGGGUUGUAGAAAGGACUUUUGCUUGGGUUAAUAGGAAUAGAAGGCUAUCGAAGGAGUAUGAUUUACUCACAACAUCCACUGAGAAUUUCAUAUACCUAGCUAUGAGUAGGGUUAUGUUAAAGAGGGAAUAUGCUUGAAUUUACUAGUUUCCGGACAACCUCUUAUACCAAUUCCCAUUACACGGCAAACAGAUGGACAAAGAUGGAAGAAAAGCCAUAAUGAAGUAAGUAAAAUAGUUGAGGUAUAAAUGGCAUUAAGAUCAAAAUUAUUGGAUGAAAAAGUAGUAGAAUCAGCAAAAGAAAUGCUGAAGAAAGUAAGGAAUAAUGCAUAUGUUUCAAAAAAACUAAAUGCUGUAAUUGCAGCAAAAAAGUACAGUAUAACGGCUGUAGCAAAAAUAUAUUGCAUUUCAAGAAGCGCACUAACUUCGUGGGUAAAACUCUUGAAAUUUGGCAGAGAAGAAAAACUGUUUGCUCCUCCACAACGCCGUAGAAAAACUAAAUUAAAUCAGGUUCAACUACAGCAAAUUGAAGAGUGGAUAGAAGAAAAUCCUAAUAUUACCAUUAAAGAAAUGAGAAUAAGAAUCCAGGAAAAGUUCAGAUUAAAUAUCAGCAAAUCUACAGUACACCGCUAUAUGCAAAAGAUGAAAUUCUCAUAUAUUACACCAAGACCAGUUCAUAAUGGACAAGAUAAAAGCAAACAAGAGGAAUUCAAAAAAAAAUCUCAAUGGAGCUAUUAGCAAGUAUCCAGAAAAAGAGCUAUUUUUCUUUGAUGAAUCACGGUUUGGCACACAUUCAAAGGUUGGACAUGGGUGGUUUAAAAAGGGGAUUAGAACACAGGUUAAAACAAAAUUAGGUAGGCAAAAUUUCUAUCUCUAUAGUGCGGUUAAUCCUAGAAAUGGAGAGAGUUCUAGCUUAUUUGCACCAAAUGUCAACACUGAUUGCAUGAACAUAUUUCUUGAGCAGAUGUCGCAAUAUCUAGAAACACGAGAGGCUUUUCUUGUUAUGGAUUGUGCUAGUUGGCAUAGGUCAAAAAAUUUAAAGGUACCUAAAAAUAUCGAUAUUAUAUACCUACCUCCGUACUCACCUGAGCUAAAUCCUGUUGAGAGGCUUUGGUUAUAUAUAAAACAGAACAUUUUGCGCAAUAAAAUAUACGAUACAAUUGCUCUGCUUGAGGGUGCUUUGUGCAAAUUUAUUACUUCUCUUGCCAGCUCCACAAUUAAACAACUCUGCAAUGUCUCCUAUUUGACUGGCCAA